Thamnophis elegans (Western terrestrial garter snake) is the source of this 2666-nucleotide messenger RNA. RefSeq names its product synaptosome associated protein 29 (gene SNAP29). Gene Ontology annotation, cellular component: SNARE complex; plasma membrane. Bases 396 to 1166 code for a protein of 256 amino acids. The record is from RefSeq and is a predicted model, not a curated record. Gene Ontology annotation, biological process: exocytosis; synaptic vesicle priming; synaptic vesicle fusion to presynaptic active zone membrane. The transcript has 6 exons. Gene Ontology annotation, molecular function: SNAP receptor activity; syntaxin binding. Lineage: Eukaryota; Metazoa; Chordata; Lepidosauria; Squamata; Natricidae.
GCCCCCUCUCACCGAUGUAGCUGCGCCCUCCCCUAGUCACGGGAUGGUUCGACGCGGCGACGGCAGCCGCGGCGUCAACCGUGACCGGAAGUGAAGCAGCGGCCGAGAAGCCGUGGGUGGCGCCUGAGGGGAACUCCGGGGCGGGCGGUUAAUCGCCGGCUGGUCUUUCAGGAGAGGCUCCAGGCAGCGACGUUGGCUUUUUUCCACGGCUUGCCUUUCCCUCUCUGGCGCUUCGGGGGUUUCCACAACAACCUUGAGAGAGUUUGGCUGUUCGCACAUCGCCACUGCUCCUUUUACACGAAGGACUCCCAUCUUCGUCUGAGCAACACCAGCUUGAUUCUGCCCGUGUAAACCUACAUUAUAAAUCGAAGCGGUCCAAGCGUGAGGCUGCAAAGAUGUCGAAUUUCCCCAAAAGUUGCAAUCCUUUUGAUGAAGACGAGGAUGACUUCAAGCCAGUCAAGUGGGACGAAGGGGAGGAGCCUCCGAGAGAAGGUCCAGACAGACAAAGAUAUUUACAACAGGAAGUCAUGAGGCUCACGAAAUCGUCUCUGGAUAGCACCAACAAGUCACUGUCUCUCAUUUAUGAGUCUGAACAUGUGGGAGUCGCCACAUCAGAGGAACUCGUCCGGCAAGGGGAAGCCCUGAAGCGUUCUGAACGCAUGGUGGACAAGAUGGAUCAAGAUUUAAAGACGAGUCAGAAACAUAUCAAUAGCAUUAAGAGUGUCUUUGGGGGCUUCAUCAAUUACUUUAAGGCCAAGCCGCAAGAAAUCAAACUCGAGCAGAAUGGAGCCUCUGAAUAUCAAGGAAGCAAUAGAUUAAAAGAAGCGUUAUCCGUCAGUAAAGAACAAGAGUCCAAGUACCAGGAGACUCAUCCAAAUUUACGGAAGUUGGAAAACUCAGACUUCAGUUCCAGUGCGACCAGUUCAAACAAUCCAGCCCCGUCUGAUUGUUACCCCAAGAACCAGCACCUCCGUGCUUGCCACCAGAAAAUUGAUAACAACUUAGAUGACAUGUCCUCCGGGCUGGGCCGACUGAAAAACCUUGCUCUGGGCUUGCAAACUGAAAUUGAUGAACAGGAUGAGGUCCUUUAUCGUCUCACUGGGAAAGUGGAUGCCUUGGAUAUCAACAUCAAACGCACAGACAAACGAAUCAAGGAUGAGCUUUAAAGAAACCUAUUUGUCUCUCACCUCUUGUUUAUAAACUCAAUAUAUUUUAUACAGCUGGAAGGGGGGGGGGGCUUUUCUUGCCCCGCUGCAUUGGGGAAGCGCUAGAGCAAAGAGGUUGCUAGUCCCUCUUGCCGUGUGAUUAAAAUUGUGAAAUAGCCUUGAAAGUGCAAUCUGAGAAAUUUAAGCUACUUUCUUUCAUGUAUAAUUCAUAAAAGCACUCUGAAGCGUUGUCUUCUGGGACUUCUGAUUUUGGAGAAAACAUCUCAAUUCUUGGACGAUUAUUGGAGAAGACAAUUUACACCCUGCCUUUUCAGUAUUUCUUUCGCCUUAAUUGUAGCAGGUACAUUUAAUUAAUUGCUGCCUCCUUCCCUUACUGCUCCUGUGUACAUUUUCAUAAAAGGCUAGCUCCAUAUAGUUGAAGGACUGCAUAAGAGGAAAGUUUGCCUUAACAUUUCAAAUCCUGGGUUGUGACAAGAUGCUUCUGGUGCACACAACAGAAAACCUCACCCCGACCCCAAACUUAAGCUACACCAAUAAAGCAGUCAUCAUCAAGUCAAUUGUUUAUUCCAGUCAAAAGACCAGAGCAAGUUAAAAACACUUAAGGAAUAUCCAGUUAAAAAUUUCUAGAACGAAAUAAUCUCUCUUAAAAAUCUAGUCUUCCAUUUUCUGGUAUGUGUGUGCGUGGUAAUAACCAGAAAACUUGCUGGCCGUUCCGCAUGCUCGUGCCACAAACCAAAACUUCGUUUACCAGCUUGCAUAUGCCGCCUGGGCAGCUCCUCUUCCUGGUCGCGGCCCAGGCGAGCGCCUAUGUUUGUGUGUUUGUGUGAAGUGCUCCCUUUAUGGCACCGAGUGCCAUAAAGGUUCACCAUCACUGGCCUAGACUCAGAAAAAAAAGAUUUAGAUGAAGACAUUUAUCCAAGACUUACAAGCUUCCAGGAAUCAGGACGGUACUUUGAGUUGGAAUGCUUCAAUGCAAAAUACUGCCUUUGUGGUUUUCUCUAAGAACACUUUUCUGGUAUGUAGCUGUUGAGCCUUAGAUGACUUAAUAUCUUGUACGAGGCUGUUGCUGCUCCAUCUCUUAUUUUAAAAAUAAUAUGGGGGGAAAAAACUACAUGGGGGAGGCACUCUAAAUUUCCACUCAACUGGUUCCAAUGGGCACCUUUCAACAAGGUUAAAUUUCACCUGUGAGAUCCGCCUUGUCCCCAGGUGAGCUCGGGAUUAUUUGAUUUGUAGUGUAAGUUAUCACAUGGCUUUCUUCCCUGAUGAAUGAAAGGUCCAUUCCUGAAAAUAGCCUUUAUCUUUCUGGUUGACAUUUUAUUCCUGCAAUGUCACUUCUCAUGUGUGUGUGUGUGUGUGUGUGUGUGUGUGUAUGUGUAAGUUCUACAUCAUCGGUGUAUACUUGAUAAAAAAAAUACCAAUUUUCUUGUAAGUGUGUCUUCGGUAAAUCAUUACAGCGAGGAAUUUUGGAAACUGCAUUUAUUAAAACAAUUGUUUCUCUCC